Messenger RNA from Carlito syrichta (Philippine tarsier), 462 nucleotides. It is a transcript of the gene PRXL2B, whose product is annotated as family with sequence similarity 213 member B. The annotation marks the transcript as partial. The record is from RefSeq and is a predicted model, not a curated record. The transcript is spliced from 6 exons. Lineage: Eukaryota; Metazoa; Chordata; Mammalia; Primates; Tarsiidae.
CUGGCAGCCAGGUUGUGUCCUGGGUCCUGUGGCGAGUCUGGCCCAGUCCCACCCUUCCGGGUCUACCUGUUGCCUCUGGGUCUGAGCCUCUUCUCUGACCCUGCUCUGCCCCUCCUGGCCCUGGAGCUCUACCUGGAUGACAGCAAACAGUUCUAUAAGGAACUGGGCUUCAGGCGAUGAGUGUACAACAGCCUGAGUAUCCUGCCAGUUGCCCUGGGGAAGCCUGUGUGUGAUGUGGCCACCAAGGCUGAUGGCAUCUGGGGAAACCUUUCUGGGAGCCUGCUGUAGAGUGGAGGGCCAUUGGUGGUCAGCAGAGGUGGUGAUAAGGUGCUGCUGCACUUCGUCCAGAAGUCCCCGGGUGACUGCGUUCCUCAGGAAUGUGUCCUGCAGGCCCUGGACAUCUCCAUGGAGGUCUGUGCCAGUGAGCCGCCUUGGUGUGACGAGGAGGCGUGUGGGAGGUGA